GUGCUACUUUGUCUUUUCUUUUUUUUCAAUCUCUGAGGGUUUUUCUGGCAGCAGACGACAAGCUCAAGUUUUCUGCUAUCUUUCUCUCGCUCAAAAACUUAUGUGCAAACACGAGCAUACGAAAUCAAGACAGAAAAGCUACAGAUGCAAGGAACUUGAUAGGCUACAAUGAGAAAACACGACAAUGGGGUAGCUGAAGCUGGAAUCAAAUGAAUUGGAGAUGAUUUUGGGAUGUUUGGAUUAGAAAUAUGGGACAAAAGGUUGGACAAAGCACCAGUUCUCGAGCUCGACAUCGAACAAUGGCCACUCACUCCCGCUCUAUCCGGCAACUUCCGGAGCCGGUACGUAAUGGCCCGUGCGCAGAAUGCGUGGGAAUCCAAUUCUGCCGUUUCAGCCCUUGUUUACAAGCCAUCAUCAUCUCGCCCCCUUCGAUCACAUACUCCUUUUCCCGCCAUAUCCCACCUCGAGAUUUUAUCCGCGCUCAGUUUUCGCUUGUCACUGAUAUUUUGAGUCAUUAUCCCUCGCGUCGGACGCGCAUCUGCGCUUACACUCAUUCCUUGCCGUUACCAACGCACUUCAACCUGGAUUCAUCACUCGUUCCCCGUCUUCGUCAGCGGCAGGCCGACGAGGACUUCAUCAACAAGUCUCUGCUCGAGCAACUCGACGCUGAACCCAUAAUAUCAUCGUCUUCACUUUCCGACUCAUCCACCUCCGACCAUCAGUUAUCUUCCUCCAACCCAAAUUCAUCUCCAGAAAGCUCUCCAGUGCUACCAACUAUGCGUCAGCAGCCUCAUAGACCAGACUCGCCCUCUGAACAGUUCGCAAUGUAUACCGAGCUUGAACCUGAGCAACGGUCUGCUCUCAAUGGAUACCAUCGGUCUUCUUUUACUGCUAUUCCAAAUGCUACACGUCCCUCCAAGCAUCAUGCGACACCCUCUUCCACGAUGCCAUCCACGAAUCCUACAAUUUACCGUGAUGCUGGAGCGCCAGUCUACCAGUAUGAAGUAUACGGUCUUUCUUCUCCAACCCAGUCUCAUAUGCAGCCGUCUCUUGUCGAUAGACCCAAAUACGCUGGUUCGUUCGGCCUUGCUGAGCCAUAUGUCAACUAUAACAAACUGUCACACCCUUCGCAACCGCAUUUACUUCCUUCUACCGUCAAUCCACAUCCUAUGCCCAUGUCCUCUCAGACACCCUAUGGACCUCAUUUGGCAACCAACAAUGUUUCAACUGGCGUCAAUUCUGGACAUGGCGGUGUUGGCGGCAACGUGCCUAGCGGUGGUAAUAAUAUGCAGGAAGAUAUUUCUACAAUUUUUGUCGUUGGUUUUCCGGAUGAUAUGCAGGAGCGGGAAUUUCAGAAUAUGUUUACCUUCUCUUCCGGAUUCGAGGCCGCCACACUGAAAAUACCGAAUAAGGAGUAUACAGCCUAUGGCGUAUCUGGCUCUACAAACAAUCCUGGCGCCGCUCCUCCUGGCCUGCCAGGACUCACUCCUUCUCUUGCUUCUCUUGUACGGGCGCAGGCAGCUAUUAACGACCCUUACAACCUCGUUACCAUGAAUCAAGGUGGUGUCGUCGUCGACGGUGGUAGGGACGGCACUAUGAGUAGUUGGCCUACGGCUUCGAUAGACGACUCAUAUUAUCCUCCCGGAUUAGGAAUAGGUAACCUCGGGGGUAUGAUACCUAGUGUCGGGGGUCCUGGUAUAACCCUUGGCCCUAAUCCUAACCCUAACGCUUCAGGCACAACCAGCGUCGGUAACGGUCCGGUCCCGCCCCGGAAACAAAUCAUUGGCUUUGCAAAGUUCAGAACGAGAGAAGAGGCGUUGGAAGCUAGGGAUGUGCUUCAGAGUCGACGAGUAGACAUUGAAAAAGGUUCCAUACUCAAAGCUGAAAUGGCAAAGAAGAAUCUCCACACGAAGCGAGGAGUCACUGCUAAUGGUGGUGCUGGGACUAAUGUCGGGUCUGUCAACGGAAACCCAUUAGGGGCCACUUUGACUUCUGCUAGUCACCUCGGUCCUGCGCCUCCUGCUGCUGUCAAUGGCAUCAGUUAUCCCGGCCAUGCCUCAAUGUCUAAGUACGAUUUAUUCUCUGGCUCAGCAAACCUUGCCGAACCCGGAAGUGGAAAUAUAAGUGCCAGAGACAGAGAAUUGGGGGCUCUUGGUGCUAUGGGAUUCACAAUGGCUGGCUCAUCGAAUAAUGGUCACUUUUCGGGGACAAACAACGUUACUGCGUUGUCCUCAUUGACGACGCUAUGGGAUGAAGAUAAUCGGGAGCGAGAACGCAUGGUCUAUGAUGCAAUGGGUCUAGGUAUCUCUUCUGGAGAUGAGUCCUCAGGACCGAUCAGUGCCAAAGAAGGUGGUAGACGACAAAUGGAGACUUGGAGGGAUGGUCGCGAACGUGACCGGGACGAAAGGCAGCCUCUGCGGCUCAGAUCUGGGUCCGCAUUCGAUGCGUUUCAUUCAAUUCCAGCGUCAUUACCCCAGAAUAGUUUGGUUUCUCCCCCUUCUCAAAAGGCCAAGCCCCUUCCCCUUUCGUCGCUCACUCACGACGACGGAGUUCCCGGUCCAUGGGAUCACUUCUCCAAGUCUUCCGCUGGAUCCAACGUGCCAAAUUCCGCAUCGUCAAAGGUUUCACACUCGUCUUCCAAUGGUACGAAAGGCUCCAAUGGUCGUUCAAGGUCCUCCCGCUCGUCUAGUGUUGCGGCUGGCUCAACUCAUUCUAGAGGCUCGGCCCGGGAUAUGAACGGGCAUGAGGAUGACGAUGAUGUGCAUACAAACCCAGAGAUGGAGCUGGAAGAUUCGAACACGACCGUCAAGGAGAUUGACGUGGCGCAGAUUGCUCGUGCUGUAGGAAGCUUGGCUGUCACUACAAACAAGCAUGUCAGUCACGCUGGUUCUACAGGUGCGAAUACUGUCAACGGUGCCCAUUCUCUAGGACACACGUCUCCUCAACUGCCAUCGCCGUCCAGUGGCAGUGGCACCAGUAUAUCUGCACUGUCCGCAGGAGGUGCGAGUGGAAUAUCGGCCUCAGCUCCCAUGUCAUCGUCUUCAUCUUCCUCCAGCAUGCGGCAUGCCCCUCCCCCGAAUCAACAUUGUCCAGCUCCGAACUUUACAACACAGCAUUCGGUGUCUAAUCCCAAUCUUUCGCAUCUUUCUUCCAUGCUUUCUUCUACGCUUCCCGGCCUCGUUUCGGGUGUAGAUCAGAAUCCUCCUAUUAAUACGCUUUAUGUGGGGAACCUACCCAUUUCGCCGCCGCCGUUGGGGUAUCCGCCUGAUAUUUUAGAAGAGAGUUUGAGGGAGUUGUUUCGAACGAGACCUGGAUACAAAAGACUUUCGUUUAAGCAGAAAAGUACAGGGCCCAUGUGUUUUGUCGAGUUUGAGGACGUCGAUGCGGCAACAAAGACUAUCAAUGAACUUUAUGGAAAUAACCUCAAUGGCCUCGUGAAGGGCGGUGGUAUUCGUCUCUCAUACAGCAAAAACCCGCUCGGCAUUCGGACUCCAACAAGUGCAAACGGACCUGGUCCAGGGUUUCAGCAACAACAUUUCCAACAACAGGCUCAUGUCGGACGUGAUGGUGACAGGGAACGAGGGGAUAGGUACGGCUACGGUGGCCAUCACACACACAUGAAUUCAUGAUCUCUCCUCCUCCACCUCGCUUUGCCGGUAACUCUUCUGGGGCGAAUCCCCUUUCGAACAUAUCCUUUGGCAACUUUUCCUCGACAUCGUUCAGUGGAGUUAAUUCUCAGCUUGUAGGCUCUGGCUCGAACUCUAUGUUUGGGGCAACCAACUCCUUC
Molecule: messenger RNA, 3787 nt
Organism: Lentinula edodes (shiitake mushroom)
Lineage: Eukaryota; Fungi; Basidiomycota; Agaricomycetes; Agaricales; Omphalotaceae
Exons: 5
Coding region: 249-3629 (1126 amino acids)
Molecular function (GO): mRNA binding
Source: RefSeq, a predicted model, not a curated record